This is a messenger RNA of Acyrthosiphon pisum (pea aphid), 1209 nucleotides long. RefSeq names its product elongation of very long chain fatty acids protein 4-like. The transcript has 8 exons. Gene Ontology annotation, biological process: fatty acid elongation, monounsaturated fatty acid; sphingolipid biosynthetic process; very long-chain fatty acid biosynthetic process. Gene Ontology annotation, cellular component: endoplasmic reticulum membrane. The record is from RefSeq and is a predicted model, not a curated record. Gene Ontology annotation, molecular function: fatty acid elongase activity. Bases 266 to 1177 code for a protein of 303 amino acids. NCBI's taxonomy places the organism in Eukaryota, Metazoa, Arthropoda, Insecta, Hemiptera, Aphididae.
ACGAAAUCAGUGUUUUGCCUUAAUUUUAUCGACGUGUACACAUAACCAUGAAGUAAACCACACGGUCGUUUUUUUGUUAACCGAAACAAAUUUGUUCAAAUUUCCAUUUAUAUCAUAGUUCAAUUAACACAAAUUAGAUUAAUUAAUGAUUUUAACCUAUAUUAAGUAACUAAAAAAAUAUUCAUCUUGUUUUACUUAGAAAUAAGAAUCCACUCUUAACAUUGAUGAAAGCCGAUUUCAUUUAAAGUGAAAAAAAAAAACAAAAAUGACGGAAAUGUAUACAACUAUAAUAAACUAUAUACUUCAAACAAAAGAUUCUCUCAAAGAGUUCGUGAAAAGUGAAGUCAAAUACGAUGAAGAAAUUGAUUCAUGGUUAUUCGUAAACAAGCCAUGGCCCGUGCUCGGGAUAAUCAUUGUGUACUUAUUGUUCGUAAUGAAAAUAGGUCCAAAAAUGAUGGAGAACCGACAACCAUACAACAUUACUAAUAUAAUUUUGGUUUUCAACUUUUUACAAUUCUCCUACAACGGUCUACUUUGUUUAUGGAUAAUUUUGACUCCCGGUAUACCAAAGUAUAUAUUUACUCACCUAUGUCAUAUCACUAAUGAAACCCAACACGAGAGAUAUUUAAUAAAAUGUCUACAUACUGUUUCAUGGUUUUACUUCAUGUCCAAGAUCAUUGAUUUGUUGGAUACAGUGUUUUUCGUUUUGAGAAAAAAACAAUCCCAUGUAUCUUUUUUACAUGUUUACCAUCAUACAAAAAUGGUAAUCUCGUGUUGGAUACAUAUAAGAUUUUUUAAAAGCGAACAAGCGGCUUAUGGUGCGUGGCUCAACUCAAGUGUUCAUAUCGCUAUGUACGGGUAUUAUUUCCUUGCUGCUCUUGGACCAUAUAUGCAAAAAUAUCUGUGGUGGAAAGUGUAUGUGACUCGAUUACAAAUUGCUCAACUAUUCAUUGCAGUAGCUUAUAUGGCUUAUCUAUAUAAAUAUGACUGCACCAUGCCACGAUCGUUGGCAUUUACCGUAAUUAUCGAUCUCUUUGCAUUUAUUUAUUUGUUCAUGGAUUUUUAUAAAUCCGCUUAUAAGGAAGAUAAAUUAAACACCAAAGGCAUAGCUGACAAAAACAAUAAAGAAGAUAAAAUUGACAAAAUAGAUACCGAAGAUAAAAUCAAAUCGUCAUAAGCGUUGGUUCUGUUCAUAUAUAAUUCGCUAUA